CUGACAUCGAUGGAACCCAAAGCUUCAGCAUGAGAGCCUCCGCUACUGAGUGGGGCUAGUGGUUUGCGAUGGAGGAAGAAGGCGCUGAUUGACUCGUCCGUAUCCUUUUUUCCACCGUGGCCGGAGUCUUUUGAUUUCACCCAUUGUAUCGGUUCGAUGGUAAUGUUUGACUGCCAGAGAGUAAUUCACAUGUUGCUGGGUAUGCCCAAAUCAUCCCCAGACAGCGCUGGAACAUGCUAAAAUAUGCACGUCGUAGAAUUGUUUUGAAUCUCCAUGUGGCAUGGGCACGCAUGCCGCGUGUGCGGUCCGACACAUACUGUAAUGGUGUCCUCGUCAUGGCCUUUUCUUUGUCCCCACUUUUUUGCUAUCCCCAAACCGAAUGGAGGUGAUGAUGUGGCCGUCCCAACCAAGGUACAUGGUUUUGAUCGCUAUGACGUGGCAGAACGGUGCAAGGAGCUCAUGCGGCGCUUGUCAGCAUCGUCUGGAAGCUCUCCUCAAUGGAAGUGGGACAUCUUGGAGCUCAUGGAGGAGUCCCACCACCAGCUCAGAGACAUCCGGCAAGUCCACUCAGAUCCCGAUCGAGGCAUUUGGCAGGAACUUCAGGGUGCUGUUGGCAACGAGCACACUGCCAGCACACUUCCUGUAAGUUUGCGCAAGCAAUGCGAGGAGAUACUCGAGCGAAGGAAGAUUUGGCUGGGCGACUUCGACACAGAGUUGAACGCCACACUUGCCAGAGGUAAAGAGGU
Molecule: messenger RNA, 746 nt
Organism: Cladocopium goreaui
Lineage: Eukaryota; Dinophyceae; Suessiales; Symbiodiniaceae
Source: the annotation of a GenBank genome assembly